AUGCACACUCCUGGAGUGAUUACAGCUUUGGUGCAGCUUGCUCCUCCAUUCUCCGGUAUCAUAACUGGGUGGUCAUUCUUUGCUGUAGCUUGGUUCAGCAUUAUGAAUAAAAUUCUAACAAAACAUAUUGUACAACAAGGCGCUGCUUCGGAGUGGUCGAUGGUUUUUCGAGUUUCAGCUUUAGUGGCAGCUCUGCCCGUCUUUGUUUUCACGUGGUGGGGUUCUGCUGAUAGACAGCUGUCCCGGGAAACAUCUUUGUCCUCAAUGUCUACUCGUGAUGGAAUUCCUGUCAAGAGGAAAAUUUCCAACAAUAGUAUGUCUCGAACUAGCAGCCUUGCCAAGAAUCUCAACGAUGCCAAAUCGUAA
Strongylus vulgaris is the source of this 366-nucleotide messenger RNA. NCBI's taxonomy places the organism in Eukaryota, Metazoa, Nematoda, Chromadorea, Rhabditida, Strongylidae. The record is from the annotation of a GenBank genome assembly.